Molecule: messenger RNA, 1449 nt
Organism: Abrus precatorius (Indian licorice)
Lineage: Eukaryota; Viridiplantae; Streptophyta; Magnoliopsida; Fabales; Fabaceae
Exons: 2
Coding region: 1-1449 (482 amino acids)
Source: RefSeq, a predicted model, not a curated record
AUGGCAGAAGAAGCUGGUAAUGUGAGAAGGACCCUGAGGGAUUAUUCUAUGCCAGAUCUUAAUUCUUACAGAGGGAGUAUUGUGAGGCCUCCUAUUCAAGCCAAUAACUUUGAAAUUAAGCCUGCACUUUUACAAGUCAUCCAACAAAAUCAGUUUGGAGGUGCAGCAUCAGAGGAUCCAAAUUCUCACCUAGAGAAUUUUCUUGCAAUUUGCGACACCUUGAAGAUCAAUGGAGCUACUGAUGAUGCAGUCCGCUUGAGGCUUUUUCCUUUUUCAUUACGGGAUAAAGCUAAGAGUUGGCUUCAAUCACAACCUCAAGGGAGUAUUUCUACAUGGGAUGAUUUGGCUACUAAAUUUGUGAACAAAUAUUUUCCUCCAUCCAAGUCAGCAAGAAUGAGAAAUGAGAUUACUAAUUUUGUGCAACAAGAGUCUGAGUCCUUAUAUGAGGCAUGGGAAAGGUAUAAAGACCUAAUUCAGAAGUGUCCUCAUCAUUCUUUACCAGAUUGGCUACAAGUGCAAAUUUUCUAUAAUGGCCUUUCACCCUCUUUUAAGGCGAUAUUGGAUGCAGCAAGUGGAGGGUCAUUUAAUUUGAAAACACCAGAGAAAGCCUUGGAGACUCUUAAAUUGAUGGCAAAUAAUACAGUGAACAUGCAAUUUGAUCGCCAAAAUAGAAGAGGUGGAGUGCUGGAGGUUAAUACUUUGGAUGCUAUUCUAGCACAGAACAAGCUUUUAACACAACAAAUUACUAAUUUGACUCAGCAGUUGGGUAGUAUGCAGGCUAAAGCUGUUAAUACAUCUUCCUUGGUGUGUGACUUUUGUGGAGGAACGCAUCAAAAUGGUGAAUGUCAAACCACUCAACAAGAGGCACAAGUUAAUGUAGUAGGGCAACAACAGAAUCAAUAUUCCAAUAACUAUAAUUCAGGUUGGAGAAACCCACCAAAUAGACCUUGGGGUGGUUUAGGACAAUCUAACCAACCAAGGCCUCCAUAUCAAUAUCAAGCACAAUCUAGCAAUCAAGGGAGCAAGAUGUCUACUUUGGAGAGUGCUUUAGAGAAAUUAUCCUUGCAAACCUCUACCUUUGUGGAGCAAACUUCCAACUUCAUGAAUGUCACUAGGACAAAUUUCAAGAACCAUGAAGCUUCAAUCAGAAAUUUGGAGAAUCAGAUUGGUCAAAUGUCAAAACAACUUUCAGAGAGAUCUCCUGGUAAAUUUCCCAGUGACACCGUUCCCAACCCAAGGGAACAAUGUAAAGCAAUUCAAUUGAGGAGUGGAAAGGUGUUAAUUGAUGAGAAAAACCGUGAGGUGGAAGGAGAGAAAAAGAAAGAAAGUGGUGAUAUAGAAGUGAUGAAAGAAGAAAAAAAUGAUGAGAUAAAUUGUGAAAAAAAGAAUGAGGGAGAUAAUAGUCAGGCAGAAAAAGGAGCAAGAGAAGCAAUUUGCAAGGUUUCUUGA